Messenger RNA from Knipowitschia caucasica, 675 nucleotides. The record is from the annotation of a GenBank genome assembly. Lineage: Eukaryota; Metazoa; Chordata; Actinopteri; Gobiiformes; Gobiidae.
AUGAGCAGCCACCCUCCAGUCAGCCGCUGCCAACUGAUCCAGAACACAGCUGUGUGCGACCACCGUCAGCUCUCCUCAGUCCCUCAGGACCUGCCCCAAAACACAGAAGAGCUCCAACUCAACUACAAUCACAUCACAACACUAAUGGAUGGUUCGCUGAACCACUAUCCCUCACUCAAGACACUUAGCUUGGCCUGCAACCAGCUCCAGACAAUACAACCAACGGCCUUUCAACACUUACCUGUGUUAACCAGCCUAAAUCUGGCGAAUAAUGAUCUUUAUAAUGGUUAUGAAGACGCCUCUGCAGCAUUAAAGUACUUACAGAGUCUUAAAGCUCUGGAUCUUUCUGAGAACAAACUGAAUGAAGAGAACGUCAUGGUCCUACUUGAAAAUCUAACAACAGUGGAAUAUCUCAAUCUGUCUGGAAACCUCAUGCAGCGUUUGGAUGAAAACAUAUUCCGGUAUCUUCACCAUCUGAAAGAGCUGGACCUGCAACAAAAUAUUUUAUUUGAGAUUGACAAUGCUUUUCACAGCAACCACAAGCUCCAAAGGCUUGACUUGGCCUUCAACUAUCUCCCAUGCCUGACGGACUUCCACAUGAGCCAGUUGAAGGUAACUCUCUGUCCAAAGUCCCCUAUUCGCUUCUUCAAAUCGGGCUUAGAACUCUUGAUUUGA